Messenger RNA from Solanum lycopersicum (tomato), 762 nucleotides. RefSeq names its product auxin-responsive protein SAUR78. Lineage: Eukaryota; Viridiplantae; Streptophyta; Magnoliopsida; Solanales; Solanaceae. Gene Ontology annotation, biological process: response to auxin. The record is from RefSeq and is a predicted model, not a curated record.
CUCACUCUUCAACAACACCAAAAUUCCUUAUUUCUCUUUACACAAACAGCAAUGGCGAAAGGAGGAAAACUCACAAAACUCAAAUCCGUGUUGAAGAAAAUGCAAUCCUUCAAAAUUGGCCGAGUAAAUAGCACCGCUGGCGUAGCAGCAACUCAUCAUCAUUCUUCCUCCGAAGAAGACGAUUCAUUUUCCGAUGAAAAUCGCUGCUCCGGUAAGAAUUUGUUCCCGGUAUACGUCGGAAAAUCUCGCCGCCGGUACCUGGUGAGCUCCGACGUAAUCGAUCACCCGCUAUUUCGCGAACUCGUGGAAAGGUCCGGUGAGACUGAAGAAUAUAUUACAGUUGGAUGUGAAGUCGUGCUGUUUGAACAUUUGUUAUGGAUGCUUGAAAAUGCAGAUCCUCAGCCAGAGUCAUUAGAGGAAUUGGUUGAAUUUUACUCUUGCUGAUAUGGAAAUAACUGAAUGGUAAAAAAUAACUGUGGCGUGGGAAUUGGAAAUGGCUAAUAUUUGGUAGUAAAUAGUUGUAAAUUUAAUUUUCUGUUCUUAUUUUUUUUUUGGGGGUUAAGAGUUAAUGAUUUUGAUUAAUUAGUGGUUUAGAAGGAGCGGAGGGAAAAAAAAAUAAAUUAAAAAAGAGGAUUAGCCUAAGGCAAAUCUCUUCUGUAUUUAAGAGACAAGCCUAAUGAGUGAUUUGUUAUUUAAUUAAUGCAUGUUCCAUUCUUUCCAAAUAUGUACCAAGUUUUUGUUCUUAUCCAUUUUGUUCCUUCA